Messenger RNA from Papaver somniferum (opium poppy), 1742 nucleotides. Its product is annotated as thiosulfate/3-mercaptopyruvate sulfurtransferase 1, mitochondrial-like. Gene Ontology annotation, molecular function: thiosulfate-cyanide sulfurtransferase activity. The record is from RefSeq and is a predicted model, not a curated record. NCBI's taxonomy places the organism in Eukaryota, Viridiplantae, Streptophyta, Magnoliopsida, Ranunculales, Papaveraceae. Gene Ontology annotation, cellular component: mitochondrion. The transcript has 12 exons. The coding region runs from base 166 to 1308 and encodes 380 amino acids. Gene Ontology annotation, biological process: transsulfuration.
UGAUCAAAAUUCUCUCCCCCAAAACAAAACCCUUUUUUCCUCAAUUACGACUGUUUACUACUUCCCUCUUCAUCUUCUUCUUUUCUGCGAGUAGCCUCUGUAGAGGUAUGUUCAUGCCGCGACUGUGAUUUCCAGAUUUAUCUUUUAUAUUAUUACAAUAUUUAAAUGGCAUCAGCCCUUUUAAGUAGAACACUCGUUGGACUUCGUUCCCUAAAAACCUGCUCACUAAAGCAGCCCCAAAUCUUUACUUCUUUCCUCAGUCAGAAGGACACAUUCCAAAGACGGAGUGGGAGUUCCUGUUUUGUGUUUACAACCUCUAAUUUGAUCCGUUCUGCUGCGGAUUCUUCAAGGAGUAGUAGAACAAUGGCUACUUUUGCAACUCAAUCUGUUUCAACCAAUGAACCUGUUGUAUCUAUUGAUUGGUUACAUGCCAAUCUAAGGGAGCCCGAUGUGAAGGUGCUAGAUGCUUCGUGGUACAUGCCAGAUGAGCAGAGGAAUCCAUUUCAAGAAUUUCAGGUUGCCCAUAUUCCCGGUUCCCUUUUCUUUGACGUGGAUGGUAUUUCAGACCGAAAAUCAAAUUUACCACACAUGCUACCAUCUGAGGAAGCUUUUGCUGCUGCGGUUUCAGCUCUUGGCAUUGAGAACAAAGAUGGAUUGGUUGUUUAUGAUGGAAAGGGGAUUUUCAGUGCUGCCCGUGUUUGGUGGAUGUUUCGAGUAUUUGGACACGAUAAAGUUUGGGUGUUAGAUGGAGGCUUGCCUCAAUGGCGUGCUUCAGGAUUUGAUGUGGAAUCUAGUGCCUCUGGAGAUGCUAUUCUUAAAGCUAGUGCUGCAAGCGAAGCAAUAGAGAAAGUCUAUAAUGGGCAAACAGUGGCUCCAGUUACGUUUCAGACCAAUUUCCAGCCCCAUCUUGUUUGGACGCUUGAACAGGUUAAAAAGAACCUUGAGACCAACGCAUACCAACAUGUAGAUGCUCGAUCAAAAGCCAGGUUUGAUGGGGUUGCAGCAGAGCCACGGAAGGGUGUAAGAAGUGGCCAUGUACCAGGCAGCAAGUGUAUUCCUUUUGGCCAGAUGUUGGACGGUUCCCAGAGCCUCUUACCUGCCGAGAAGCUUAAGAAAAGAUUUGAAAAAGAAGGCAUCACUUUAGACGCACCCGUGGUUGCAUCUUGUGGAACAGGUGUUACAGCUUGCAUUCUUGCUAUGGGUCUCCAUCGACUUGGGAAAUCUGAUGCUCCAGUAUAUGACGGUUCAUGGACUGAAUGGGGAGCUCACCCUGACACACCUGUCUCUACUACUGCAGCUACUAGUUAAAACUGGGCGUAUAGUUAUUAAGGUUGGAUGACCAGUUUUACAUGCAUAGUUUGAUGAUGUUUAAUUACAAUUAUAAAGAUUCAGAAAAGAAAUUUGGAGAAGGCAGUGUACUUGAAACCAUAUCAUUUACUUUCUCCCUCAAUAUUCUCGUGUUGCCAGUGUUUUCUCCUGUAACUUAAAGGGUUUUGAACGAGUAUGAAAGAGUAAUCGGAAUGGAAUCAUGGAAAGAAACUAGUGCGAGAUUGGUGCUCUCUGGAAAUUUAGUUGUCAGUUGGAAUUGGUACCAUUCAACUGUUUAAUAAAAGCAACAGUCUCUGUAAUCUUCUCAGUAUAGUUUUCAGAUAUUAUGUUGGUAGGUAGUUCUCCCCAAUGUUUUUUACUGUGAACUGCAUACCCGAAGGGGAUGGUUUAUUAAGAAUUUUCAAGCUUGUGCA